Molecule: messenger RNA, 3360 nt
Organism: Rhodotorula toruloides NP11
Lineage: Eukaryota; Fungi; Basidiomycota; Microbotryomycetes; Sporidiobolales; Sporidiobolaceae
Product: DNA repair protein Rad4
Exons: 12
Coding region: 1-3360 (1119 amino acids)
Biological process (GO): nucleotide-excision repair; mismatch repair
Cellular component (GO): nucleus; XPC complex; nucleotide-excision repair factor 2 complex
Molecular function (GO): single-stranded DNA binding; damaged DNA binding
Source: RefSeq, a predicted model, not a curated record
AUGUCUGCUCACUCGACCCCGCCGCUCGCAUCAACCUCGCGCUUCUUCACGCACGACCCAUCCCACUCGGGUCAAUCGACUCCACUCUCGCUCUCAGCAUCGGCAGACGACUCAGACGCAGCAGCAGGGACUGGCACAGGCGACGGAGGCGCGGACGACGACGACCUGGACGAGGACGAGGAGGCCUGGGACGAGGUUGACAUCCCGCAGGCUGGGGCCGAGACGGGUCAGGCAGGAGAAGCAGGAGAGGAUCAGGGCGCGGCAGAAGGCGCGGAUGCAGCGACUGCAGCUGAAAGAGCAGCGAAGGGCAUCGAGAUUGUCAUUUCUCGCGGUGGACAGGCGGGCGCGAAGGGGAAGGGCAAAGGGAAAGCGAAGGGCGAGACGGCGAGGGAGCGCAUGAUCAGGCAGGAGCGACACAAGGCUCACGUCCUGAGCCUGCUCGCGAUGGCCAUGAUUCGGAACCGCUGGCUGAACGACAAGGAGCUGCAGGCCCGCAUCCUCUCCGUCGUCCCCCUCCCCCUCCUCAACGCCUUCUCACUCAUCACUCCCUCCCGUUACCCGAACCCGCGCGAUCGCUCCCGCCUCUUCGACCGCGCCCUCGCCGACCUAACUUCCUGGUGGUACGCCUCCUGGACGAUCGAUGACGAACACGAGUUGCGACGACGUGAAGUCGAAGAAGUGGAGGAAGAACUGGCGGGGUGGAAAGAGGAGGGCGAGCGGUUGAGGGCUGUUGCGAAGCGGAAGCGAGACAAGUGGGAGCAACAGCAGGCUGGCGACUCGAAGGGCAAGGGAAAAGCUCGCGACCCGCCUCUCGACCCUUCACAGAUCCCUCUCUAUCCUUGGGCCGAACAACCCCUUCUCACAGCUCCCCAGCGGAACCGAGCGCUUGACCUCUCCGCCACGACUUCGAAGCUCCCACUCCACCCGUCUCCUGCACCGGGAACCGGUCCGCCCGUCCUCAUCCGGCCCUACACCCCCGCUUCAUCGACUUGGGAAGUCCUUCGCCCUCCCGCUCCCUCCAGCUCCUCAACCUCGAGAGGCCCGCUCGCCUCGCUCUACUCGGCAGCGCACAACAUGCGCGGAAGCCGGGACCUCUCGUCCCAGCUGUUCGUCGCGCUAUUGAGGGCGAUUGACGUCCCUGCGAGGCUGGUCGUCAGCUUGCAGGCUGUCGAGUGGAGGAGUAAGGCGCAGAGCGGGGGUGGGUCAAGGGCGAAGGCGAAGGGGAAGAAGGGUGCAGCGAUGGCGACGAAGGGGAAGGCGAAGGGCUCGAAGGGUAAGGUUAUGGGAAAGGGCAAGAAGAAGGUCGAGGACGACGAAUUCGGUUUCGAGGACGACUCGGAUUCCGAGGACCUCGUCGUUGAGCGUAACCCUCGACCUCAGCCAACAAAGUCCAAGGCGAAGACGUCGACCUCCACGGCUCGCAAGAAACCUCCCGGCUCAGCAUCCGCCUCCGUUUCCGCCUCAGCGUCGUCCUCCCGCGCCGCCUCUGCCGAAAUCCUCGUCCUCUCGUCAACAGCCUCUUCCGCCUCCGACACCGACGGUUUCGUCGACGGCCACGGAAAAUUGAACUACAAAGUCCCGAAGAUCAAGCUGCGGGGUUCGGGAGGUGCGAAGGGGAAGAACGGACACAGAGUGGCGGGGUGGAAGAAAGAGGCUGAGUUGACGAGGGCACCGAGUCCAGAUGCAGCCGAACUUAACAAUCCGCCGACUCAAUGGGCCGAAGCUUACACGCGCUACAACAAGGAGUGGAUCACCGUCGACCCCGUUCGCAAGCGCAUGAGGUGCAAGCAGAUCAUGGAGCCGGUGCAGAGGAGCGCGAAGGGCGGAGGGGAGGGGAACGUGUUGGCGUAUGUCGUCGCGCUCGAGGAAGACGGGUCCGUCCGCGACGUCACACCUCGCUACGCCCGCGCCUUUACGAACGUUACGCUCAAGUUGCGGGUACCAACAAGCUCGAAGGCGAGGAAGGAGAAUGACGGCGACGAUUGGUUCGCGGGGAUCAUCAGGCCAUUCAAAAGAGGCUUUGAGCUGAAUCGCGACCGAGAGGAAGAGGAGGAGCUGUGGCACCGUCAGACGAAUGCGCCGUUCCCGACGUCUCUCGGCGGCUUCAAGAACCAUCCCAACUACGUUCUCGAGCAACACCUUCACCGAGACGAAGCGCUCCUCCCCUCCGCCCGAUCUGUCGGCCUCUUCAAGGGCGACACUCCCGUCUUCCGCCGCUCAGACGUCGUCACCGUCAAGUCGCAAGAGAACUGGUAUCGCGUCGGCAGGGUGAUCAAGUCCGCCGAGAUCCCGAUGAAGUUUGUCAAGCAGCGGGCGGUGACGAUCAACAGGCGGAGGGAGGAGGAGUUGGCCAAGAUGGAUGGAGGAACGGUCGACGAGCAGCCGCUCUACGCGGAGAGUCAGACGGACGUCUACGUUCCGCCGCCGGUAAAGGAUGGCAAAGUGCCGAAGAACAACUUCGGCAACAUCGACCUCUUCACGCCGUCCAUGCUGCCCGAAGGGGCCGCCCACCUCCCGAGCAAGGUUGCGGCGAAGUGCGCCAAGGAACUCGGAAUCGACUUUGCCGAAGCUAUCACCGGCUUCGAGUUCCGUCAGCGCCGCGCAAUCCCGGUCAUGACAGGCAUCGUCGUCGCAGCCGAGAACGCCGAGACGCUGCAAGAGGCGAUCAUCACGCUCGAGCAGUCGACGCUUGAGCGUGAACUCGCGAAGCAGCAAGACCGCGUCCUCAAGCGAUGGAAGAAGCUCAUCCAGGGUCUGCGAAUCAGGCAGCGUUUGCUCGAUCAGUUCAAGGACCCCGAGGAGGUCACGGACGAGGUUCUUGCGAGGGAGUUGAACGGCAAGAAGGAUCAGAAGGGCAAGGGGAAGGCGAAAGCGGAGCCGGCGACGCCUGCGCGGGAGCCCGCCGAUGCGGCCGCGACUCCUGCUCCUUCGCUCAAAAUCCGCCUGAACGGCUCCGCCGCUUCUUCCCCCGCCACCGCCAACGGCAGCCAGAAGCGCCACUCUCGCUCUUCCCCUUCGCCCACCUCGCUCUCUCCAUCCGACGAAUCCGCGCCGCCUCCUCGGAAACGACUCGCUUCCUCGGCCAGUACCAGCGUCGAUGCGGGCGCGCUCAGCGGGACGUCGACCUCCGAUCGCACUUUGCGAGUGCGCUUACCGAAGAAGGAGGUGGUGGAGGAGGAGCCGAGCGAUGAGGGAGGGAGGAGAAGGUCGACGAGGGCGAGCGCGCAGAAGGCGAAGGGCAAGCUUGCGGUCAAGGAUGAGGAGGACGAGGACGAGGGGGUAGCAGACGAGCAUGGCGGAGCAGACGAGCCGGCCGAGGAAGCGUCCGACGAAGGCUUUGAGUUCGACGAGGACUUCUAG